Molecule: messenger RNA, 1387 nt
Organism: Cloeon dipterum
Lineage: Eukaryota; Metazoa; Arthropoda; Insecta; Ephemeroptera; Baetidae
Product: ras-related protein Rab-1A
Exons: 6
Coding region: 149-757 (202 amino acids)
Biological process (GO): vesicle-mediated transport
Molecular function (GO): GTPase activity; GTP binding
Source: RefSeq, a predicted model, not a curated record
CCCUCGAUGACGUCAAUACAGUUGACUGAGGCGACUCCGAUAACAGAACAGAGCGAGCAGCCAUUUUUCACCUAGAAUUAACUAAAUCUCGCCCAAACCAGGACGUGCACCCCAUCUGUUCCGUGAGAGAAUUCAGAAUAAGUCAGCAAUGAACCCCGAAUAUGACUAUUUGUUUAAACUUCUGCUCAUUGGCGACAGUGGUGUUGGAAAAUCAUGUCUGCUGCUAAGGUUUGCAGAUGAUUCCUACACCGAGUCCUACAUUAGCACAAUCGGAGUUGACUUUAAAAUAAGGACCAUAGAGCUGGAUGGCAAGUCCAUCAAACUCCAGAUCUGGGAUACAGCCGGGCAAGAGCGAUUCCGUACCAUUACAUCAAGUUAUUACCGUGGAGCCCAUGGUAUCAUUGUCGUGUACGACUGCACUGAUCAGGAAUCUUUCAACAAUGUGAAGCAGUGGCUUGAAGAAAUCGACCGCUACGCUUGCGAUAAUGUCAACAAACUGCUUGUUGGCAACAAAUCCGACCUAAGCACCAAGAAAGUGGUCGACUACACCACAGCCAAGGAGUAUGCGGAUCAACUAGGCAUUCCUUUCUUGGAAACCUCGGCAAAGAACGCAACCAACGUCGAGCAGGCUUUCAUGACAAUGGCUGCUGAAAUCAAAAACCGAGUGGGACCCCCAUCAUCCGCAGCAGAUACAGCGAACAAGGUCAAAAUCGACCAAGGCAGGCCUAUUGAGAGCAACAAGUCUGGCUGCUGCUGAAGUUAAUUAUGAAGGAAGGGGGCUACUGCAAGCGAUGCCAGACCAAAUUAGCUGCUGCUGCUUCUCCUGUAUUGCAAAAAGUGGCCGAGUGGGACUGUGAUUAUAGAACUGUUAUUCGUGUCUGCCUCCAAACGACCGACCGAUCAUCACCUUCGAAGUAAACAACUUACCACCACCACCACCACCACUUUCUCCUCCACUCGAGCCCCUCUCAAACACCCCUGUUCUUUCCGUAGGGCUGCUUGGGAGGGACACCUGUCCGUUUAGUGUAUCGCUUGUUGGGACUCUUUUUGGGAAAAUGCAGAAAAAAAUCAUUGGAUCUUUUUAUGACACCCCUUCAAUGCAAUGUGUGUAUAAAUUUAUGAAUAUGUCACUGACUAGUAAUACAAGUUAGAUAAGGCGCAUUAUCAUUAAUUUAAAUGAAUUUCUAUCCUCUCUUUGUUGCCCGUUUGGAUAUAAUAUAAUAUAUAAUUUCAAUAAAUUUUCUGCACGCUUUUAUAAGGUGCUAAUUACUCCUCAUGCAGACUUAUUUUUUGGCCAAAACCCAUCAUUCCAUUUUUAAUUUAGGGAAAUAUGGUUAUUACACAUUUUGUAGUUUGUUACUCCACAAUAAAUGUUAACUAAACUGGA